AGUUGUAUACAUUCAAUGGAAAUGCUUCAUAAAGUCUUAAGUAUGAGGGAAUGAUCAACUGAGUAGUCUGUUAAUGAUUAUCACCCCGUAUUUUGUGAGAAGUAGCAAUUACCCAACAUGGCUGUAGUGAAACAGCUGUCCUGCGAUGCAAUGCAAAAUGAGAAUUAAUUAUAGCAAGGAUAUACUACACAGAUGAAAAACAGAAAAGGGAACCUGCUGUGACAGGGGGAGGGGGACGCGGCCCAGCAAUGAAAAGCCAAGAGCAGAAGAUGAAUCAGAACACCUUGAAAUCACAAGUGCAAAAUGAUCCAAGGUCAACGAAGAGUCUCCAGUUCCGAAAUAUCGCUCCUAAAGCACCCAUGGCAGGUCCUGGCCCCGCUGUCCUGCCCUGCCGGGGUCCCUCCUCUCUGCCUGAGGCCACCACACCAGUCAGUCCCAGAUCUAUUGUCGUCCCCGCCCAGAACUAUGCUCUGAUGCAAGUGGCUGGGCAGGAAGGGACCUACUCCCUGGUGGCCCUGCCUACAUCGGUGUCCUCUCAGUCCCCAUCUCAGCCACAGAUCGUUCAGAGGGACACUUCAGCUGACAGAAACAUGAAGCUACCCAUUCCCAGGUACCGGCCCACAAGGAUAAAAGGCACACCGGAAAAAGCCAAGCUUCAAGAAGUCCAAGUGAGUUCUAGCAAGGUGGCUCAGCAGACGCGAGGUCCGGCACAAGUCCGACCCAAGGACCACGUAGAUGCCUGCUCGACUUUAGAGCGACUGGAACCUGUCCCGUUGAGAUCUCCUGAUAUCGUGUCCACAGCCUUGCUGACAGAGAAUCUUGGGCCAGGAACUGAGACUGGCAAAGAUGCCGUAGACACAGCAAAGGCCAACAUCCAGGCAUCUGGUGCACCUAGUCCACCUAUCCCUGUACCGGCGAUGAGUGGAAACAACUCUUCAAUCAAACCAGAGGAUGGGUCCCCAAACAAGCAAUGUCUGACUGAGCUGACUCUACCCCCAGCUGCUAGGGUCACCACCACCAUUCUCUCUCCAACAGUCUUCAGUAAAGCGGUCCGCUUCGUCCCUUCACCUCCCAAGGGGAAGCUGCCGAUACUUCCCUACCCAAGAAAGAAAGGUGUGGACUCAACUGUGGCUAAACUGCAGCCUAAAUGUCCAGAGCCUCAGCCGUGCCUUGUGAAUACUUUGCCAAUCGCCACAACAGCGUCCACUGCUACUCAAGAAACGCGUCAAAAAUCGACUCUUAACAGCAUGCGAAUGCAGGAUACCGAUUUUCAGAGUAUGGGGCCCUGUACAUUGCUGAAGAAGAGGGCAAAAAAGAGAAAGGCCUUUGAGGACAUGACUUUCGAGGCCAGGAAGAAGAGGUCGUUGUCGUUUUCCCGGCGAAGGGUUCCAGAGAAACCAACACCAGCAAGUCAAAAUGAAAAAAUUGCUAAUAUUUCCAAGAAGUACCGCAGCAUAAUGCCAAAGCCACUGCUGAUGUGGGAGGUGCCUCCACAGCUGGUGGCUGUCUCAUCCGUUCCUGCACCCCAGCAUCUGGGACAGGAGUUUGUCCUCAGCGAGAAGCCCUCAAACAGGACGUUGGACUUUCAGCAGUCAGGUCACACCUCUGUCAAGCACGGUCCCCAGCGAGCUGUGGUAAGUGCCCACGUCAACUUGGGGAGCCGGUUUCCUCACCGUUGCCCGGUUUGUGGCCGCUGCUUCCGCUUCAGGAACCACCUUCAGGGACACAUGAGGAUUCACACCAACGGCAGGCAACAUGGCAACCCUGCCUGUCGAAAGAGCCACUCUGGCAGCCUCAACACUCAGGCGAAGCUGCACCACCACGCUGAGAGCCGGCCCAGAAAUACCUUGCUCUGUCAGUUCUGCGAGAAGGCCUUUGGCUACGUGGGUGUUUACUUCAGCCAUUUGCGGGAGGUUCAUAAAGUCAUCCUCACCGUGGAGCCCUCAAUUAGCCAGCAUGAGGAUGACAUCCCAGUCGAGGGCAUGAUGUCUCCGGACUCUACUGAAGAGCAAGGCCAUGAGCAAGAGGACCCUGUAGAGCUGCAGAUCAAAUGUGCACGUUGCCAGGCCACCACACCUACGUUCGCCGACAUGCGGCUACACCUGCUGCACGUGCACCAGGAGAAUGUCCCGCUCCGUCCGCUGGAAGGGGCCCGGCGGGGGUGCCGACAGGCCGAGGACGAGCUGGUGAGGCACGCCGCGCACUACUGGAGGGAGCUCAACGAGAGGAAGAACCUGGCAACCGGGAACAGUUUUAAAGUGGAGGAUGAGGAGGAAGAGGAGGAUGAGCUGCUCUCCUUCUCGAAAGUCACGUGCGACAUAUCCUCCCACCACCGAGGGCAGCCAGACGGGGCUGACAUAUUCACUGAUGGCAGCCAGGACCCUGCCUCGGGGCACACUGAGGUUGCCAAGGACGUGUCACUGAGGGCAGGUUCUGCCUUUAACUGUGUGCUCUGCAGCGCCCUCCUCAGUACGAAGGAGGAAUUGCUGAACCACUGGGAGAGCUGGCACCAUUGCAGUGACCCUACCCUCUUGUGGAAAGCUCUGAACUGCUUCCUGGGUCCUGGGAGGCCCAAACAGGAAGUGGAAGAAGAGACCUUCUAAUCUUGCUAUGGCACACUUUCCCCCCCCCCUUUGUAGAUGCAUCAUCCACCCUUUCUGAGUCUCGGUAAUUAAAGAAUCUGCAUCACAUGGAAAUGACCUGCCUGAAACCAACCCUCUCCCACUGUGAUUUUAUUUUUAAAUGAAAAACUCCCUCUGCUCGUGUUCACUUUUGCUGUUUUUAGUAGGGGCACAAAAUGACAGGAAGCCUGUAUGUAUUGUAAGAAAAGUAAUAAUAAAUAGUAAAUAAUAUUUUGGCCACAUUGAUAGUAUUUAACUUGUUUUGCAUAAAGAGAUGGUGUGUACUCUGGGUACACAUGAAGCACAGGAAAUAUAUCCAGGGCGUUUUCAUGUAGCGAUGUGUGGAACCUGAAUGAUGUCCCAUCCAGUUGUCUGUCUGUAUGCUUCUGGUGUAGAUCUGCUCUCCUACAGCGUGUACUUAUAGAAUAACUAUCUACUUAAGUACUCUGCAGAAAUUUGACUAAAGGAAUACGGUACAAAUGAUCUCAUUUAAAAAUGGGGUACCUUUUCACAUUUCACAUAACAUGAAAAUAAGACAUUAAGGUCUUGUCUCAUCAAUGCUGAGGUUUAAGGAGCAGAGUGAGUUAAGACCUUCAGAGAACGUACCAAGCAGGUAUAAAUAUGCCAAUAGUCAUCUCACAUUCCUUUUCUUUAAGGUAACCUGUAGUCAGGGCUAUGAACACAGAGCAUAGGAUAUCAAGGAAGGGGGGUGAUAUUAGGAAGGUUUCUGUGGGGGGGGGGGGGGGUGGUAUGUGCAUAAUCAGAGAAUUUUACAGGCUCUGUGUUCCCUGUUAUCAUUCUGGCGAGAAGGGUGGGGACAAUAAUUUUGUUUUAGAAAUAAUUGUGGAAUUUGUGAAUAAAUGUGAUUUUUCCCAAUUCCAUCGAAUAACAUAAAAUGUAUUUCACGCCUGUACAAUAAGAUUGCUUAGGUUAAUACUAAUAUUAUGCUUAAUACCAAUAGCAUUAUAUUGACCAGCCAAUCAUUUUUGAGCCUUUCGUCCCCAUGGCCUUUGUGCAGGGUCUCCUGUACUCAGAACUCAUGAAGGUGUCUGUCUCCUCAUACGUUCCACGUAAUCCCUGUUGCACAUGUAGGAUGAGCUGAUCAAAUGUGCUGUUUCUUUUUUUCUUUUUUCUUUUUUUUUACUUUUCUGGCAGAUUUCACGCAGACAUUGUGCAGGUGGGUAAUGUUUCAGCACUUAAAUACAGUUCUACCCUGAUACUUCAUAAGCAUGCGGAAUGACCAGGUCUGAAAUGUAAAACAUUUUAACAAGCGCCACACUCCCUGUUAAGGUUCUCCGUACACUAAUUAAACAGGUGUAGCCAGCA
Molecule: messenger RNA, 3947 nt
Organism: Paramormyrops kingsleyae
Lineage: Eukaryota; Metazoa; Chordata; Actinopteri; Osteoglossiformes; Mormyridae
Product: zinc finger protein 438-like
Biological process (GO): neurogenesis; regulation of gene expression
Cellular component (GO): nucleus
Source: RefSeq, a predicted model, not a curated record